Salarias fasciatus (jewelled blenny) is the source of this 980-nucleotide messenger RNA. It is a transcript of the gene rpl7l1, whose product is annotated as ribosomal protein L7-like 1. The record is from RefSeq and is a predicted model, not a curated record. The coding region runs from base 37 to 780 and encodes 247 amino acids. Gene Ontology annotation, cellular component: cytosolic large ribosomal subunit. Lineage: Eukaryota; Metazoa; Chordata; Actinopteri; Blenniiformes; Blenniidae. Gene Ontology annotation, molecular function: RNA binding; structural constituent of ribosome. The transcript has 6 exons. Gene Ontology annotation, biological process: maturation of LSU-rRNA from tricistronic rRNA transcript (SSU-rRNA, 5.8S rRNA, LSU-rRNA).
CAUCGACCAGCGACGGAAGUUCUGCAGACUCCCACAAUGGCAGAAUCCGAAUCGAAGAAGGUGAUCAAGCUGGUCCCGGAGUAUCUCCUGAAGAAGAGGAAAGCGUACCAGGCCAUCAAAGCCACCCAGGCCAAGCUCGCCCUGCUCGAGAAGAGGAAGGUAUCUAAAGGCAAAGCGUUAAAAUUCAAACGUCUGGAGGAUUUUCUGAAGGACGGCCACAGGAAGCACCGUGAUGACAGCCGCAUCAGCAGAGUGGAGCGCCGCCCAGCAGCCCCGCUGCCCCCCGCCAAGAACAAGCUGGCCUUCGCCGUCCGCAUCAGAGAGAUUAAGGGCGUCAGCCUCCAGGUCAGGAAGGUGAUCCAGAUGUUGAGGCUGAGGAAGAUCUUCAGCGGCUCCUUCGUCAAAGUCUGCAAGACCUCGGUGGCCAUGUUGAAGGUGGUGGAGCCGUACGUGGCCUGGGGAUUCCCCAACCUGAAGUCGGUUCGAGAGCUGGUCCUGAAGAGGGGGCAGACCCGGGUGGGCCGCAGGAGAGUUCCUCUCACGGACAACGCCUUCAUCGAGCAGCACAUGGGGAAACACGGCAUCAUCUGCCUGGAGGACCUGAUCCACGAGGUCUACUCGGUCGGGAAGAGUUUCCGCGCCGCCAACAACUUCCUGUUGCCGUUCAGGCUGUCGGUGGCGCGCCACGCCGCCAGGGACAAGGCCGGGCUGCUGAAGGACCUGGGGAAGCCCGGCUUCAGGGGGGCGGACAUCAACAGCAUCGUCAGGCAGCUGAACUGAGAGCCGACGGCGCUGAUGGAGCUCCUUAUCGCUCAGUCCGCCGCCGCCGCCUCCUCUGGGAGGGGGACCAACCAGAUGAAGAGACUCCUGCAGGCUGGUCGGGUGGCUCCGCCUCCACCCUCCACCCCGGCAGUCUGUAAACUCACUGACUCCGUCAGUACUCUGUACAUACUCCGUUCCACUGUGGGAAUAAAUAAGAC